GGGGGGGGGGGGGGGGGGGGGGCUCGUGUCGAGGUCACAGUGUGGAGCAACGAAAGAAUCGACGGCACUGCUCGUCUGAGAAUCUCAAUUCGAUUUGAGCAUUCAGAGGUUUUCAAGAUUGGAGAGGCCGUCGGUCAAAUGCGCGCAAAAAGAGAGAGAGGCGAACGAACUGUGGCAACCGUCCGACCUCUCCCGACCAGCAAGCAAGGUAAGCCAGCCAGCCAGCCAGUGACGGGAAAAAGCAAGCAUUUGAAUCAGAAACAGCGACCAACGAGGAUGAGCACUGACGCACUCGGAUUAGUGACAACAUCGGGCCAGACAAACGACCGUAAUGGCAGCGAGUACGUGAGAGAUCGUUCCAGGAAGUUGACCCAGCUCGUCCGGUCAACACCGCGAUGCUCGGUGCCCCUUUGAGGAAUGACACUCGGAUCCAGUUCGCCCUGUUGACAGAAUUUGACAUACAUUCAGAAUCGGUGCCAUCGCAGCUGAAUGGAUGGAUAGAUAGGUAGAUAUCCAGCCCCGAGAGAUGGCGAGCAAGUGUGCACAGCUCCGGCCGAGCCCAAGCCCAGGCCCAGGCCGCCGAUGAGCAGAGCAGCAGUAGCAGCUCAUCGGGAGGCGCAUCCAUGUCUCGCAUGUCUGAGAACUUUCCCUUCACUUUCGGGACCGUCUCAGAGCAACAGGCCGAGACUUUUAUUGUUGCUUGCGCAUUCAUGAUUCCUCCACCUCUGCGGGCAUCAAGAGGGAGGAGGAGGAAGGAGGGGCCCCGAUGGGUGGGGAUGGCAGUGCAGAGCAGAGCAGUGCAGUGCUGGGCAGGACAAGCUGUGGACUGAGUCUCCGGGGGGAACCACAGAAACGGAAAGAAUAACUACCUGACAGCCAUAGUCCCCGUCCCCAGGCCCGAGCCCGGCCAUCUUCUGCUGGGGCAGCUAGCGGCAGUGAGAAGAAUUGUAGAACAGAGAUAAGGUGGCCUGGCCACAGAGAGCUGCGUCAACAAGUGUGAAGAAAGUGAAGUCAACCGAAGAGAGAGAGAGAGAGAGAGGGAGGGAGAUGGAGAUGGAGAUGGAGAGAGGUGAUCGACACUGGUCACGAUGGAGGCAGACAUCUCAUACCAUCCCAUGCUGGAGAGGCUGGGGAGGACAGAGAGGUCAGUGCACGGCAGAGCUGGCGAUGUCUGCCGCAAUUAUAAUGGCUCUUGCUUGCUCUGGGGCGAGCACUUUACGGGCAGGGCUGAGCCUGCUGCUGCAGGCAUGCGGAAGGACAAGACGAGCUGAUGUGAUGGGAAGGGAGAGACAGAUCACGGGACGAAUUGAACGACAGGGGCCAAAAUUUAAUGCCUGGGCAUGUUUUACAUUUGAAAAGGGGCCCGAGGUGGGCUGGGGCUGUGUGUGCUGACGAUUAUGCUGACUCGUGGCACUGACCAACCGCUAGAUGACUGACUCUUGCUUCGAUCGAUGCAAGUGCACUGUACUGAUCUGAUGAUGGUGGGGGAGGGCGAGGGCGAGGGCUCGUUCGCUGGCUGCCGAGCGGGGGAGCGAGGGUUGGCAAAGGAGCAGCAGCAGCAGCAAACAGGCGAAACGAACAUACCGGCGGAGGUGGAGGAGGAGGAGGCGGCAGCCGUAGUUGCAGUAACAACAGCAGCAGCGCACUGCCUUCGACAUGGACGCGACGACGACACCCCACCCACACCCACACCCACAGCCGAACCUCGAGUCAAACCAAGGCGAGCAAAGUUUCCCUCCAUUCUUACUCUGGGCGUCAGUGAAUGAAUGACAAGAUGCAAGAGAGCGCAGAGAACCUGCAGCAGCAGCAGCAGAAGGGGCUGCUGGCUGGCUGAGUGGAUGGAUGGCCCGGGUGAUUCGAGAAUUAAAUGACCCAGAAAUCGGUAUCAUAAGACGUACAACAUCGACGAGUGGAGUGAAUGAGGAGAGAGAUGAGGUGAGUGAGUGAGUGAAUGAAUGAAUGAAUGAGAGGAAGCAGAGGUGGAAAUUGCACCGCCAACGAGAGAGCGAGAGAGAGAGAGAGAGAGAGAAAGGAAGAUGAAAUGGAACAUGAACAUGUCACGUCAGCUCAGCCUGCAUGAGUGAGAUGAGAAUGGUUACAAAGGGACCUCUCGUAUUUCCAAUUCCAAAUCGGUUGUAUUAUCACCCAAACUUUCCGUGUUCAAUGGGAUGG
Molecule: messenger RNA, 2172 nt
Organism: Marchantia polymorpha subsp. ruderalis
Lineage: Eukaryota; Viridiplantae; Streptophyta; Marchantiopsida; Marchantiales; Marchantiaceae
Source: the annotation of a GenBank genome assembly